Molecule: messenger RNA, 2996 nt
Organism: Manis javanica (Malayan pangolin)
Lineage: Eukaryota; Metazoa; Chordata; Mammalia; Pholidota; Manidae
Source: RefSeq, a predicted model, not a curated record
CGCCCCUCCUUCCCUCCCUGUGAGCUCAGAGCAGUGGGACAAAGUGCCUGGGACAAGGACAGAGGCCUGAGAGCAGCCAUGGGCUCUGGAAGAGCGGGCCUCCUGGGGGCCUGGGGGCCCCUGCCCGUCCUGCUUCUGUUCAUCUCCGGAGGCAUGGCUCAGGACUCCCCACCCCGGAUCCUAGUCCACCCCCAGGACCAGCUGUUCCAGGGCCCUGGCCCUGCCAGGAUGAGCUGCCAGGCCUCAGGCCAGCCACCUCCCACCAUCCGCUGGCUGCUGAAUGGGCAGCCCCUCAGUAUGGUGCCUCCAGACAUCCACCACCUCCUCCCUGAUGGAACCCUCCUGCUGCUGCGGCCCCCUGCCCAGGGACAUGCCCACAAUGACCAGGUCCUAUCCACAGACCUGGGUGUCUACACGUGUGAGGCCAGCAACCGGCUGGGCACGGCAGUCAGCCGAGGUGCUCUGCUGUCUGUGGCUGUCCUUUGGGAGGAUUUCCAGAUUCAGCCUCGGGACACAGUGGCCACCGUGGGCGAGCAGGUGAUUCUGAAGUGCGGGCCCCCCAGGGGCCAGCCAGAGCCCACGGUCUCAUGGUGGAAGGAUGGGAAACCCCUGGUCCCUCAGCCAGGGCGGCACACGGUGUCCAGGGGCUCCCUGAUGCUGGCAAGAGCAGAGAAGAGCGACGCAGGGACGUACCUGUGUGUGGCCACCAACAGCGCAGGACGACGAGAGAGCCGGGCAGCAAGGGUGUCUGUCCAGGAGCCCCAGGACCACAAGGAGCUUCUGGCUGUGCACAUUCAGCUGGAAAACGUGACCUUGCUGAACCCAGAAGCCACAAAGGGCACCGAGCCUGGACCUGUUGUAUGGCUCAGCUGGAAGGUCAGUGGCCCUGCCGCACCCGCUCAGUCCUACACAGCCUUGUUCAGGACCCAGACUGCCCCAGGAGGGCAGGGAGCUCCGUGGGCAGAGGCCCUGCUGGCUGGCUGGCAGAGUGCAGAGCUUGGGGGCCUCCACUGGGGCCAAGACUACGAGUUCAAAGUGAGACCAUCCUCUGGCCGGGCUCAAGGCCCUGACAGCAACGUGCUACUCCUGAGGCUGCCCGAACGAGUGCCCAGCGCCCCUCCCCAGGGAGUGACCCUAAAACCUGGCAAUGGCAGCGUCCUUGUGAGCUGGGUUCCGCCACCUGCUGAAAACCACAAUGGCAUCAUCCGCAGCUACCAGGUCUGGAGCCUGGGCAACACCUCCUUGCCUCCGACCAACUGGACCGUGGCUGGUGAACAAACCCAGCUGGAGAUCGCCACCCAAAUGCCAGGUUCCUACUGCGUACAAGUGGCUGCCGUCACUAGUGCUGGGGCCGGGCAGCCCAGCAGCCCCGUCUGCCUCCUGUUAGAGCAGACCAUGGAGCGAGCCACCCGAGAACCCAGUGACCGUGGUCCAUGGACUGCUGAGCAGCUGAAGACUGCCUUGAGGCGGCCCGAAAUCAUUGCCAGCGGAGGUGUUAUGUUCUGGCUGCUGCUGGUGGGCACCGCUGUGUGUAUCCGCCGCCGGCGCCGAGCUGGGGUGCACCUAGGCCCAGGUCUGUACAGAUACACCAGUGAGGACGCCAUCCUAAAACACAGGGCUGGCUUGCUGGUACAUCUGCUCCAAGUGGGUCUGGCUCCCAGAGCAAGCUGUGGUUAUGAGACAAGAUGCUAAGAAAGAAAACAUCCUUUUUUCUCCUAUAAGCUGAGUGUUACAUUAAAUUGCAUCCCCUCUCUCUGCCUACCUUCUCCUGCUCUUAAUCAUAUUAGAUUUCCUCUGGGAGGCUUCACAUUCCAGGUCUGCAUCUUUCAGCUGAAGUUCCUCAAGCACUUACUAUGUGCCAGACACAUUCCGCCCUUGGGCUGCGGUCUUGCUGUUGGUUUCUGAGUCCAGAGCCAGGCUCCAAGCUGGCUGGUGCAGUGUUCCUGCAUUCUGCCCUCUCUGGCUCUUCUCUUCCACCUGCCUCCUGGGCUUUGUCUGCUCUGCCCUGAACUUCUUCUGACUCCCUUGUCCUUCAGGGAGAUUCCAUUCUGAUGGUUUUGUUCAUUCAUUCCUUUAGUCUCUGUGUGCCAGGAACUCUCAGUCUAGGGAGAGACAGCCGUGCUAGCACAUGAAUGUGAUCCAGUGUUGGAAGUGUAGAAAGAUGUACGAGAUACAUACAGCAGGUUGGGGUGGCUGGGGAAACAUGGGAGAAAGAAGAGUCACACUUACCCUGCCAGUGAGAAGGGAAAGGCGAUAGGAGCAGCACAAACUAGCCUGCUGUGCUCACACGAACAGGCCAGCCCUUAGGGCUGGCUGGGGCAUAGGGUGUGAGAUUGGGUCAGAGCAAAGGAUAAGGUUAGAGAGCUGGAAGUCUCUCAGCCAGGCGAAACAUUUGGGCUCUAUUUUGGUAAAUGGGGGGCCACUGAAGGUUUUAGGCAGAGAAGUGUUUUGGUCUGACCCUGUUCUUGAAAGAUCAGUCAGGCAGCCAGCAUGGCACUCGUUCAAAGGGAGCCAGUCUAGAGGAAGAGGAGCUAAGAUCCACUUAGCAAACUCCUGCACUGAGAGGUCUCACACUUCAGCUCCUGGCAUCAGCCCUGUAUGAAGGGCCUUACUGUUGCCAUUUUAUGGAUGAGAAACCUGGGGCUUAGAGAAGCGGCUAAACUCAGUUGCUCAGGGUUGCACAGAUAGGCUGUGGUGGAUGGGCAUUUUCAAACUGGGCUUGUCUGGCUCCAGAUCUGUGUUCUUUUAGUCUCAGCAAGUAGGUACCUCUCUUUAAUGCCUCAGUUUGGGGCAACAUGGACUUGCCCUGAUCCCGUGAUAGGAAAGGGGUGCUGAGUUUGGGAUACAGGUCAGAGAUCUUAAGGAGUCUGUGAAGGGCGGAAAAGUGGUGAGAAGGAAGGUGAUACCAUCACUGACUCAAUCUGUUCUUGAAUGUCUGAGCUGGAGGUCUUGGCCAAGUUAUGUUCUCACAUAUCCCUGUUUCUCCCGCCCCAUUG